AUGUCUCUUUUAUCGUGGAGACAUUUUCCCUUCUUUGAAGGAACUCCAAUAAAAGAUCCACAUUUUGGGUCAGAGCAACACGCCCUUUAUUCCGAUGCAUCCCUUAGUGCAAUAUGUGCCGCUGGGAGGUAUAUAGCUAUUGCAACAAGACAGACAACGGUACAACUGAUAGAUCAAAACAUAGAAAAAGCUUUUAGCUUUCCAUGUUACCAUGAAGGAUGGACAAUCACAAAACUAGCAUAUUGCCAAUACGAGGAGUCUCCUUUUUUGGUAACUAUAGCUGAAAGACAAGGUUAUCCGCUGUAUCUAAAAAUCUGGAAUCUCAAUAAGGUGAUGAACAUGAAGAGUGAUAAGUUUGACUUAGAUUCUAGCUAUUUAACACAAUGCUCAGUGAAUAAUGAAAAGAACAACUAUCCAAUGACUUGCUUUGCGCAUAUAAAUGAUUUAUCUAUACUGGCUUUUGGGUUUUCUAAUGGAUCAGUUAUUAUAGUUCGUGGUGAUUUGAUACAUGAUCGUGGGUCUCGACAACGUAUUAUAUACCAGGACAAGGAACCAAUAACAUCUGUCACGUUUAAAUCAAAUGACCUUUUAUACGCCUCUACAUUCUCAAAGAUAUUCACUCUAUCAACAUCAGGAAGGAAUGAUAGGAAAAUAGAACGUUUGCUGGAUGAUAAUGAAGGAGCGGACCUUGACUGCACAUGCUUGUAUGGUUCAAGUUUACUUGUUUCAAGAGAGUCAUGCUUUCAGUUUUAUGAUACAAAGGGUAAGACUCGUUCGAUACAGCUCAGUAUUCCGAAGAAGAAAACACACUUAUAUCAUGACAGGUAUCUCGUUUGCAUUUCAGAAACAUCAACGACAGAUUUUAGCGAGUCUUCGAUCUCUAGUAACAAAUUACUAAUUCUUGACUUGAAGAAUAACUUUGUUGUGUUUAAUCAAUUAAUAACGUCGGCAGUAUCUGAUAUUUUUGAGAUUUGGGAAGAUCUUUAUGUGCUGGUUAUGGAUGGCUCUUUACUCAGACUCCACGAGAAGAACAUCAAGGAGAACAUUGAGAUUUUAGUUAAAAGUGACUUAUUCCCUUUAGCGCUAAAGUUAAUAAACGAAAACAGGAAAGCAUUUACCGACAAUGAGGUGAUGAAUAUAGAAAAGCUAUAUGGCUUCUAUCUAUAUAAUAGAAAUGAUUUUGGAGCCGCAAUAGAUCAGUUUAUAGCAUGCAUACCUUUAGGUAAGACUAGUGAAAUUAUAUCAAUGUUCAAGGGCAGUUCAAAGAUUCAGUAUUUGAUAAGGUAUAUCUUGAAGAUGGUCGAACUGAAAAUUUCCACCCCAAAUCAUAUAGACUUGUUAUUGACAUCAUAUUGUAAGUUAAAGAUGUUACCAGAAUUUGAGCGAUUUAUACGUGAUAUUGAAACGGAUGAUGACUAUGAUAUUAUACCCACGGAAACGCAUAAAUCGUUUGAUAUUGAUUCCAUUAUUCAACUUUGCAAAGACAAUGAAUAUUACAGUUUGGCAUUAGUGAUUGCGGAGAAAUUUCAAUUAGCUUCCAAAGUUGUUUCAAUACAAAUUCAUGACCUCAAGGAUCCAUUUUCAGCCCUUGAUUACAUCAAUUCCUUACCGAUAGAUGAUCUACUCAGGGUUUUGGUGGACAAUGUGAGCACACUUUUGAAUAUGCUACCAAACGAAACAACUCAACUUUUGAUUGACGUAUUUACAGGAAAAUAUACAAUUAAAUCAAGGACUUCAGAACGAGGCAAAGAAACUGAUAAUUCAAGCACGUUUUCUUAUCCAAUAUUCACGUCUUAUAAGCAAUUUUCCAAAUUUAUGAAUACAGGCCAGGGCGAUGAUGAAAUUGAAGAAGAAAAAAUCCCUACUUACCAGCCGCCUAGACCAAGAAUGGUUUUUUCUAGUUUUAUGAAUCAUAAUUAUCAAUUUGUAAUUUUCUUGGAGGCAUGUGUUGAAAGUUAUGAAAAAUAUGAUGGUAAUUCCCAGGAUAAAAGUGAUAUUAUUAAUACUCUAUAUGAACUAUACCUCACAUUAGCACAAUCGGAUAAAGCAAACAAGCAAGAUUGGGAGGAAAAGGCAAAAUUUUUGUUAUAUCAAAGAAAGGAAUGGUCAGAGGAGGAAAAGUCCAAACUCAUUUUGAUUUCGAAUAUUUACGAAUUUAGUGAGGGUGAGAUGAUUAUUCGUGAACAAACUGAAAGUAUAUCAGAUUUAAAUAUUGAAGGCUAUGAAUUGGAUUUGUUUAGAUCUUCAAUAUUUGCCUCUGACAUAGAAAAAUCAUAUGACAUAGUUCUGAAAUACGGACAUAAGGAGAAAGAACUCUAUAGACUUGCGUUAUUAACGUAUACAUCUUCUAAUGCAUAUUAUGAGAAAAUUGGUGAUAAAAGACUUCAGAAUCUUUUGGAGAUCAUUGAGCAAGAGAAUUGCCUAACUUUACUGGAGGUUUUGGAUUGCUUAACUAAUGAAGAUACCAAUGUAAGACUUGGGGUGGUUAAAAACUAUCUUUUAAGAAAUAUAGAGAAACAAAAACUAGAAAUACAAAAAAAUGAAGAAUUGAAAAAUGCAUAUGAAUCCAGAUUGUCCAAUCUAAAAUCUAAUAUUGCUGACUUGAUGAAUGAUCCAAAGAUACUAAACAGCACUAAAUGUUCUGUUUGCAACAAUCCACUUGAGUUUCCUAUGGUAUGCUACAAAUGUGGCCACCAAAUUCAUGAACACUGUCUGAUAGAAAGCACCUCGGGUAAAUCAUCCUUGAAAGGGAUGUCAUCUAAUUUUGUCCUAGGAGAUACCGACGAAGGAUUCAUUCCAUGUCCAAUUUGCGUAACUGACCAAGAUGCUCUAAUACUGUCCAAGAAACAACAAGAGGACUUUUCUCUACGUCAAGAUUUGUUCAAAUCUACUGUUAGGGUAAGCUCGGACAAAUUUAAGUCUAUGUUUUCAUUUCUAGGGAGGGGUGGAAUGGAAACUUCGAAGCUUGUCUAUGAUGGAUCCAGUGUAUAA
Molecule: messenger RNA, 2991 nt
Organism: Pichia kudriavzevii
Lineage: Eukaryota; Fungi; Ascomycota; Pichiomycetes; Pichiales; Pichiaceae
Exons: 1
Coding region: 1-2991 (996 amino acids)
Biological process (GO): vesicle-mediated transport; endosome organization; intracellular protein transport
Cellular component (GO): HOPS complex; endosome
Molecular function (GO): protein binding; protein-macromolecule adaptor activity
Source: RefSeq, a predicted model, not a curated record